Molecule: messenger RNA, 738 nt
Organism: Diversispora eburnea
Lineage: Eukaryota; Fungi; Glomeromycota; Glomeromycetes; Diversisporales; Diversisporaceae
Source: the annotation of a GenBank genome assembly
AUGGGAAAUAAAUUAUCCAAGACAUUGAAAAAAAAUACACCAUUUCCGACAAUAAAUACACAAGAAAAUCCUGACUUCAAAUAUAUUAAUGGUCGAAGAUAUCAUAACGUUGAAAGCGUGAAAUAUACUCUUCCAAAUGAUGAUGAAGAAGUAGACAGAUUACAUCAACAACAUUUCUUACUUCGAUAUAUUUGGCAGAAAAAUUUUGCAUCGCCUGUAAAACAUAUUUUAAAUCAAAAUGGCACAAAAGUUCUUGAUGUUGGAUUCAUGUUUUUAGCAAUUCCUAAAGACAGUUGGGCUGACACCAUCAAUGAAAUGACUAGAGUUUUGAAACCGGGGGGAUAUUUGGAGUUAGUGGAAAUUAAUCCUAUGCCUUUUCAAAUGGGUCCCGUUUCAAGCCAAUUUUUUAUUCCCGAUGAUCUCCGAAAACGAGGUUUAGAUCCAGAAAUAGUUUACUAUUUGCGAACAUAUUUUGAGAAACAAGAAAACCUUGAAAAUGUCAUAGAAGAAAAGAAUCGUUUACCAUAUGGUCCCGAAGCUGGCAAACUAGGUCAAGCGGCUGUAGAAAAUACCAGGCUUGGAUUUUCUCACGUAAAGCCUUUUUUACAGGAAGCUUUGAAGAUAAGCUCGGAAGAAUUUGAUAAUAAGCUGGAUAUAAUGGUUAAAGAAUUACGCGAGUAUGAUACUUAUCAUGAUACAUGUUGCGUUUAUGCAAGAAAAAAGGAAAUUAUUGAAUGA